Cervus elaphus (red deer) is the source of this 1112-nucleotide messenger RNA. RefSeq names its product G-protein coupled receptor 183-like. Lineage: Eukaryota; Metazoa; Chordata; Mammalia; Artiodactyla; Cervidae. The record is from RefSeq and is a predicted model, not a curated record. The transcript has 4 exons. The coding region runs from base 328 to 1041 and encodes 237 amino acids. Gene Ontology annotation, cellular component: membrane. Gene Ontology annotation, biological process: G protein-coupled receptor signaling pathway. Gene Ontology annotation, molecular function: oxysterol binding; G protein-coupled receptor activity.
UGGGGACCGGUUCCUGGAGCAACGCUCCCCCACUUCGUCCUUUUUGGGAGGUGGGAGGCCUUGUGGCUGAGCGAGCUCUGAGCUCCGCCUGUGGCAGGGAGAUCACCUUGCCUGAUACCCCGGGUGUUUUUUUUUCUUCUUUCCUUUCUGUUUUUUUUCCCUGCAGGGGUGGGUGAAAGAAAGAAGAGUGCAGUGAACUGAUUCAAUCCCUAUAGCAGGGAGACUGCACGGGGUACAUUUGAUGCCCCAGGGCCCCUGCGGAGGCAGCUGACCCAGGCUCCACCCGGCUCCCUGGCAUCACCCUUGGUGAGCGAGGACCUCUCUGACAUGGCUUCAAGCAUGGCUGACCCAAGCAGCCUCGUCCAGCACACCAACUCCUGCCUUGCCCACCACCCGCCCCGGGUGGCCAGCGUGAUGCUCUCUCUGUUCUACACGGCCCUGUUGAUCUUCGCUGUCCUGGGAAACGUCCUGGCCCUUCGCCUGGCCUAUCAGAAGGACGAGAAGAUCAACUCGACAGGUGUCUUCCUGGUCCACCUGGCAGUGUCCGACCUCCUGUUCGCCCUGACCCUGCCCGGAAAGAUCACCUACUUCCUGCUGGACUUCAGUUGGCCUUUCGGGGAGGGGCUCUGCAGGCUGACGGCCUUCAUCUUCUUCGUGAACACCUACUCGGGCAUCUACCUGAUGACGUGCGUGAGCGUGGACCGCUACUUGGCGGUGGUCCGUGCCCACCAGUGUCCCCGGCUGCGUGAGCCCGGGCGGGCCCGGCUCAUCUGCGCGGCUGUGUGGGUCCUGGCGACGCUGCAGACGAGGGUUUUCAAACUGUGCCUGCAGCUCACCGUCUGCCUCAUGAACUUGAACUGCAGCAUCGACCCCAUCGUUUACUUCUUCGCGUCCUCGCGUUACAGGAAAUGGCUCCGCCGCCUUCUGAAUCUCAAAGCAUCACCAUCCUCUCCCUCCUCCCCGCCAGGAAAAGCUUCCUCAGAAACACAAAGUAUCAACCAGACGGGAGGCUCCUUGCCCUUGGAGGAGAAUGAAGUCUAAGAGGUUCAACGUGAGCCUCUGCAAACAGGAAACACUUCCUUCACUUUGUCUUCUUCAAAAGCAAUAACCAC